Messenger RNA from Amoebophrya sp. A120, 2332 nucleotides. The record is from the annotation of a GenBank genome assembly. Lineage: Eukaryota; Dinophyceae; Syndiniales; Amoebophryaceae.
AUGGUGUUUAACAAGAGCGGCACCACCGGAACACCCUCCCCGACCCGACGCAGCAUGGGGUGCUUUCUGGCGGACCAUCUCUCCGCCGCGAUGGUGACCGUGCAGGAGCUCGAGGCGCACGCGGUCAAGGACUCCGUGAAGGUGUUGGCGCGCAAAGUUAUGGUGUCCAUCCAGGUGUUGCAGCAUCGCAUGAAGGAAAACGCAAACAGUGAGCACAUCCGCAAGGCGUUCGAGGACGCGUGGUCGCAGAUUGCCCGUCUGAAGGAGGAAAUCGAGCGGCAGGGGACGAAGUACGAGGUGCUGAACAAGCUGAGCGGGGUGCAGUUCUACCUGCAAGAUUUUCAAACCAAGUUUGUGGACUACCUGACCCUGGACCACGCGCUGCAGUCGCUGCGCGACUUUGACGCGCACCUGCGUUCGGUGUACGAGGAAACGAUCACCCGCGGCGCGGUCGUCCUGACCCAGCGGGAGCGGCUGGACCGCGGGCUGACCGUUUUGGAUGCAAAGGUGAAGGCCGCGAUGACGCUGCUGCAGACCAUGAAAGAGCAGUUGAAGACGGAGUCGGUGGAGCGGAUGGGGCCCAAGUUCCAGGCCGCGCUGCAGCACGUACAGGAACUGUGCAACGACGUGACGCAGUUGAACCUGCUCGAGGUGACCACCUGUGCCACCACCACGGCCUUCUUGUUUCGCGUCCGCGAGUCCCUCUUCGAGCGGGCCAGCGCGGCCAAGGGCUUCCUGAACGGCUUCCAGGAGCGGGUGUUCACGCUGGCGCCGCUGGACCAGGCGGUCCUGGCCCUGCAGGACAUUGCGGACGUGGUGCACGCCGCGGCGGUGGAGGGCAAGGAGUGCUGCCUCAUGGGGCUGGAAUUUUCCCGCCAACGGAUUUUGUCGCUGAAAGAAGGCCUGCACCAGAACUUUCUGGACCAGGACGGCGAAUGCAUCUACAACCUGAAAAAGUACUACUUCGAGUCGCUAGAGGCGGUGCGGCAGAUUCAGUACACGCACGCGCUGACGAACCUUACGGAGCAGAAGCGCGAACUGCUGUGCCAGAAGGUGAAAUUCGUCUACGACACGAUCGAGCAGACCGUGACCGUGAACAAGCACCAGCUGCAGGGGUUUUGCUGCCGCGUGAAGCUGUCCGAGGCGAUGACGCUGCUGUACCGGGUCCGCACCCAGAUCUUCGGCUCCCUGCAGGACUUCGGCGCGACCGGCUCCACCAAGGUGAAUGCCGUGCGCGAGAAGUUUCGGUCCGUCCUGCAGCUGCUCGAGCAGCUGAUGGUGGAAACGGCGAAGAGCGUAUGAGAGUGCACAACUCCCCCUCCCCGUCAAUUGUCAUGCGAAAUACUUAUACCAAGUCUACUUUAGGUUCGUUCUGCAUCAUGACAGAUUUUCGAACCUCAAACAGAACCAGAAUCCGCGUAGAGAAGAUUUGUCAUGCGGAAGCCACAUUUCGCUCGAUGUUUGUGUUGCUGCUCAUGCCUUUUAAAUAAGGGAGAGUUUAUCUUGCGCACUCUCAUAGAGCGGGGUCCUGCUGCAGAAGAACUCGAAGGAGGUGUACAAGCAGGCCUUCGCCGCGAUUUCGAACCUGCAGAAGGAACUGCUGGCGAGUUCCCUGUCCGAACCGCUGGUGGAGCAGUUUAACGAGGCCUACAACGCCCUGACCGUGGCCGCCGUGCAGGACAAGGCGUUGUCCACGUGCGUGAACGUGACGGUGAAUGCGGCGACGUUUGCGCAGCAGAAGUUUCCCAGCGUGGUGGAGAUGGGCAAGUCCUUCGUGCAGCGCGCGCGGGCGCUGGACGACCGCCGGUUCGGUUCCGGGGUGCAGACCCAGUUUUCGAACGCGAUCACCCGGGUGCAGGACCUGGACCAACGGUACCUGAACGGCAAAGCGUAUCAAAAGGAAAAAUCCCCCCUCCACAUAUCGAAACGAAAUUUCUGAUGCUGGAUUUGCGUACACAAAUCAGGCGUGUCUUGCUGGAGAGGACUGCAGGCAUAUACCAAGCCUGGGUCGAGAGGUUUUGACGUAGGGGACUAGCAUGACAGACGUCGGCCCUGUAAGCCCAACAGCAUCACAAACCGCCGGCAUAAUGCGGCGGACCCCAAGGCUUUGCCUUCUUGCAAGACAGACAGGAUUUGUGACGUCAAAUCUGCAUCAGAAAUUUUUAGGCGAAUGCGUUUUCAAUAUGGGGAGGGGGGGAUUUUUCCUCUCAAUAAGGCGGCCUCCACGGUCUACCGCGCCGUCGCGCAGUACGGGGAACAGGAGCAGCAGGCGACUGCGCCUAUGUGGCAGGUGGAGCAGCAGGUGGGUGUAGCGCCGAUCAUGGGGAGUUGA